Molecule: messenger RNA, 2414 nt
Organism: Mercenaria mercenaria
Lineage: Eukaryota; Metazoa; Mollusca; Bivalvia; Venerida; Veneridae
Product: fibropellin-1-like
Exons: 5
Coding region: 83-1924 (613 amino acids)
Biological process (GO): heterophilic cell-cell adhesion; establishment or maintenance of epithelial cell apical/basal polarity
Cellular component (GO): protein-containing complex; plasma membrane
Molecular function (GO): calcium ion binding
Source: RefSeq, a predicted model, not a curated record
AGACCGAGGUAAUCUGUUGUCAGUUGAAAUAAGCAACAUAAAUUGAUUUUUACCUUUUAGUUGUUCUUGUUUCCGUGGGUGGAUGGGGGAUACUUGUACCGAUGAUGUGGACGAGUGUCUCACGCAGGUCUGCAAAAACGGCGGCACGUGCAUAAAUAAUGAUGGAGGAUAUACAUGUAGCUGCCCGAGUAACUGGGGCGGAGAUAAUUGUACCAAUGAUAUUGAUGAAUGUCAUUUGUAUUCCCCAUGCAAAAAUGGAGGCACGUGUAAAAAUAGUAUAGGAAGCUACAAAUGCGCAUGCCCAGCAACGUGGACUGGUAUAAACUGCACCGAUGACAUUGAUGAAUGUCUUUUAGCCAACCCAUGUCUAAAUGGCGGAACUUGUAACAAUACAGACGGAUCAUACACAUGUAAUUGUCCAUCCGAGUGGACAGGUCCAAAAUGUGAAAGCGAUGUUAAUGAAUGCCUUUUACUGCAAUGUGCAAACAACGGUAGCUGUUCUAAUACUAACAAUGGAUAUGUCUGCACAUGCACCGCCGCAUGGAUUGGUCCAGCUUGUACUGUUAAUGUUGACGAAUGUUCUAAAUAUAGAGGAAUAUGCAAUCACGGUGUCUGUAAGGAUUCUAUCGGAAGUUACCAAUGUGAUUGCAUUAAUGGAUAUCAAGGUCAGAAUUGUUCACAAGACAUUAAUGAGUGUAGUGUAUCUGAUGUGUGUAAAAAUGGCGGUACUUGCGAAAAUACGGUAGGUUCAUAUAUUUGUCAUUGCCCGAAAGGAUGGUCCGGAAAAAAUUGUACUGAUGAUUUUAACGAGUGUCUGAAUAAAAAUCCUUGUCACAAUGGCGGUACUUGUGUAAACGUGAAUGGAAGUUUUCGUUGCACUUGCAACGCAGGAUGGACUGGAAAAACCUGUGAAACAGAUUUUAACGAAUGUAUUAAAAUACCGUGCUUAAAUGGUGGAAAUUGUAUCAAUACACCGGGCAGUUUCCAUUGUGAUUGUGUAAAAGGGUGGGAGGGAAAUACCUGUCAAUCAAAUAAAGAUGAUUGUUCAGCGGUCAAAUGUCAAAAUGGUGCCAAAUGCCAAGAUUUAGUGAAUGAUUAUACAUGCGUUUGCACGAACGGUUUUACUGGAAAAGUUUGCGACAUUAACAUUAACGACUGCGCGCCAAAUCCCUGUCAAAAUGGCGGAAAAUGUCAUGAUCAUGUCGGAUAUUACGAAUGCGUCUGUCCGAAAGGAUGGGAUGGCCGGGUGUGUAGUGCAGACGUUGAUGAGUGUAAGGAUCAUCCAUGUCAAAGAGGGGAAGCGUGUCAUAAUAAUCUAGGUAGCUAUGCGUGUAUUGCUGAGCAGUUCGGAUCAGUGUCUACUCCCUCAACUACUACACAUUUCCAGGCACCAAAAAUAGUAGAUAUUUUCUCGUUGCAAUUUACUGGUCCGGUAUCAGACGCACAACGACCGCAAGUAAAGAAAGGAAUUACUGAACUUCUUCAAAAACUAACCUGCCGUGACUCCAAAAAUGUUUUCGUUUCGCUUGUUCACAAUUCUGUAAACACUCCAAAUAUCGUUGAAUUUCAUGCCCAGUGUGAUGGACACCACUUAAACAAUGCGGAAGUGAACUCGGCUAUUCGGACGUUUUCGGAUAAUACCCUCGCACAAUACUUCCCUGUUCAGCUAGCAAACACAAAUAAAAGUCCAGAAAAACAGUCUUGGAUAGCCUCUCAUAUACCUUUAGUAGGAGGUGCUGCCGGCGGUGUCGUGGUUCUGGUUAUCGUCAUUGUUGUAAUUGUUCGCUGUAAAAGAAAGAAGCCAGAGCCAGAUAUAUUCAACAAGGAAGUGGUAGAAGAACUUCAAGAUAUGGACGGAGAGGCAACUAUCACCAUCCGAAACCCAGUGUACGACUCAAUGUAUGCUCCCCAGACACAAAUAUAACACGGAAGAGGGAUGGUGUUUCCAGGGGUAGCACACAGAUUUCAAGGAAUUACACGUUUUGAGGACACAUCACAUGAAAACUAUUGUUUAUAAAUGCAGUUAUAAGAAAUAAUUAGGAACUGAGGUGACGCAUAGUAAUUUUCUUGGUUUUAGUCAAUUUAGUGUACGUUUUCUCAGGUUUAAAAUGCUUUGUGGAAGAUUAGAGCCAUGACAUAAACUUGUACAAUGAUUUACCAAGUAAACGACCGAUCAUCAUCAUGUGUAAAAAUAUAUAUACCGAAAAUACAAGAGUAAUUAUGACGAUAGCACAACUUUUAUAGUAGCACCGAGGAUCAAUUUAUAAUUUUUGAUUUAAUAGUUUUGCAUUUAUUGUUCAACAAUAACUACACAAUAUUAAUUAAAUGCAAAUUAUUUUGGUUCGUUGACGUGGUAUAUGAUAUUAUUUUAUAUAUAUAUGUUAUUUAUUUUCAUAUUUAAAAUAAAAUAUCUU